CGUGUAUGAGGCCCGAUGGGCGGGGCUUCACAGCCUGCAGCUCCACAAUAUAAAGAGAGAGCAGCUCAUUCAGACAGCAACAGAAGCUCUGAGAGACUGAAGCUGAAACUACAAUCCUUCAGAGACACAUCUGACACUAAAACUACCGCAAGGAUGCUUUUCGUCUACACUUUCCUGUUCCUGACUCUGAGCAGAGCAGCCCUCGGCUCUCUGCAGGACAAACAGACCGACUUUGGCCUGAAGGUUUUCUCACAGAUGGUCCAGAACUCUGCAGAACAGAAUGUGGCCCUGUCCCCGUACGGCGUGGCCUCGGUGCUCGCCAUGGCUCAGCUUGGAGCUGCAGGAAGCACACGCAAGGCUUUGACGGCUGCAAUGGGCUUCUCUCUGCAAGAGCGGGGGAUGUCCCGGCAGCAGCGUCUCCUGCAGCGAGAUCUGUCCAGUGAGGAGGGCGUGGAGACGGCCAGCGGAGUGAUGGUGGAGAGGAAGAUUAGCCUGGAGAAAGGAUACCGACGAGCCCUCGCCAAGGCCUUCCAGACUCACCCCCACCAGCUGGACUUCACCAAGCCGGACGAGGCCGUCAACGUCAUCAACGCCUGGGUGUCAGACCACACCGCAGGAUCCAUACCAGAGUUCCUAGCGUCUGGAUCUCUGUCUGAUGAGACCCGUCUGAUCCUCCUGAAUGCGCUGCACUUCCAGGGUCUCUGGAAGGUUCCCUUUGACCCCAAACUGACCCAGGAGAGGAUGUUCCACUGCGCCAACGGCAGCACUGUCCCCGUCCACAUGAUGAGACUCACCAACCGCUUCCACUAUGGUGAGUUUGUGACCCCUGAUGGUGUGGACUAUGACGUCAUCGAGGUCCCAUAUGAGGGCGACUCACUGAGCAUGCUCCUGGUAUCUCCCUUCGAGCCUGAGGUUCCUCUGAGCGCGCUCAGUGUGGAUCUGAGCAGCGAGAGGAUUCACCAGUGGAGAGCUGAGCUGAGGAAUGUGAAGAGACAGCUGGCCCUGCCCAGGUUUACUCUGGACACUGAGGUGAACCUGAAGUCCACUCUGCUGAACAUGGGUCUGGGCGACAUGUUCAACCUGGCUACCGCUGACUUUACUCGCAUCACCACUGACGAGCGGCUGUGUGUGUCGAAGGUUCUGCAGAAAGUGAAGAUCGAGGUGAACGAACGAGGAACCAGAGGAUCAUCUGCAACAGCUGCUGUCAUGUUCUCCCGUAUGGCCGUGGAGGAGCUCACUCUGGACCGACCCUUCCUCUUCCUCAUCCAGCACAAACCCACAGGUGCCGUUCUGUUUGCCGGUCAGCUCAACCAGCCUCAACAGCAAUAAGAGGAAGGCUUCACUUAUUCCACUGUGUCUGACUACUACUGCUGCUGCGACCGAGAGGACAGUUUAUUUAAGAUGGGCUGAAACAAGAAGACACAGAGAUGUAAAAAGUUACCUGGGACACUCUUAUGGAAGAUAUUUGUACAUUUUUAUUUAUUGUCUGAAUGUUUGUGGUGGACGGGACUAAAGAAAUGAAGGUUUACUAAUUAGACGGACAUCAUUGCACUUCACAUAGGACAGACUGUCAGCUGCACGUGUACCCAAAAAGAUUUAUUUUUAUUAUGUCUACUAUGUUUGUACGUCUAUUUUUGUACUUGCUCAUGUUACAUUUGUAUUUUUGCAGUAUUUAUAUUUAUUAUUAAAGUAUGUUUUUACAAAA
Molecule: messenger RNA, 1705 nt
Organism: Notolabrus celidotus (New Zealand spotty)
Lineage: Eukaryota; Metazoa; Chordata; Actinopteri; Labriformes; Labridae
Gene: serpine1
Product: serpin peptidase inhibitor, clade E (nexin, plasminogen activator inhibitor type 1), member 1
Exons: 9
Coding region: 16-1329 (437 amino acids)
Biological process (GO): negative regulation of vascular wound healing; negative regulation of endopeptidase activity; negative regulation of plasminogen activation
Molecular function (GO): serine-type endopeptidase inhibitor activity
Source: RefSeq, a predicted model, not a curated record